Messenger RNA from Fasciola hepatica (liver fluke), 408 nucleotides. The record is from the annotation of a GenBank genome assembly. Lineage: Eukaryota; Metazoa; Platyhelminthes; Trematoda; Plagiorchiida; Fasciolidae.
AUGCUGUGUCCCAUAUGUCACGAUGCCAGUUUGUGGGAGCACAGAACUUCGUGUCCCAAAGAAAGAACUUGGACAGUUACAGCUAGCACUUCCGGUGCAUUUGUUGAAGCGGAGCCACGACCUCCGGAGGUACAAACAGUAGGAGUGCCCGGGGACCUAAUCAGUGUAGAUACACUUCCCAUUGGGUGCACAUCCGUGGGGUUUGUUCCAUCGGCGACGGAAGAUGUGCAGCUUGGAAGGAAUAUAUCCAUUACCAUUAACGUGGAUGUGCUGCAACAGUGGCUGUCCGAUUUACAUAGAAAGCGCUGGUUCAUCAACGCUCGGGAUCGAGGCGAAGGAAGACGGCUAAGACGAUCCCGUGAGCAUCAAGAAGAAGAGCCAGGAACAUCCUCGCGGAGAAUGGAUUGA